This is a messenger RNA of Fundulus heteroclitus (mummichog), 681 nucleotides long. RefSeq names its product G0/G1 switch 2 (gene g0s2). The record is from RefSeq and is a predicted model, not a curated record. Lineage: Eukaryota; Metazoa; Chordata; Actinopteri; Cyprinodontiformes; Fundulidae. The coding region runs from base 25 to 375 and encodes 116 amino acids. The transcript has a single exon.
CGGGGUAAAAUUGAACAUUCAACUAUGGACAGCAUAAGCGACAUCAUCCCUUUCGCCAAAGAUAUGCUGAGACAGAGACCCACUCGGAGCAUGUUAAAGAUCUACAUGCUCGGCUCCACCCUGGCAGUCCUCGGAAUGGUUGGUGGAAUGGUGGAGAUGAUUUUAAUGCCGUUUGCGGAGGAUUGCACCACAGAGGAAGAACCAGCAGACGUCUUCAUUGAAAAGAAGAAGAAGAAAGAGGCGCCCAAAGCUGACACCACGUCUGUUCGUACGGAAGCUGAAGACGCGAUGAGGGCCGUACGGUCUGAGGCGAAGGUCAAACAUCUGGGGACUGCUUUGCAGAGAAGCUCAGCCAACCGUUUACAUGCAUCUUAGGGAAACCCUCACACAGAAACGGACACUGCAGGCGGGGUUGUUGAUGGCAGUCGUGAUGAAUCCAGCCACGACACUGAACUGGUCCCUUUUUGUGCAUUAAUUUAUUUCUCGUGUUGUUAAAAAUGCAGUUUGCCCCUGUUGUCGGCAAAAAGAGCAUGGUGAACUUUUAGACUGAAAACUGCAGGAUACAGGCUGCUGGGCAGCAGAUUCUAAAAGACGACGUGUACCGGAUGUUCAAGGAAGAAAUUUGAUAUGUUUUAACUGUGUUUUGUAUAGUAAUAAACAGCUUUUCUUCUUCAAGCUAAA